This is a messenger RNA of Dentiscutata erythropus, 1117 nucleotides long. The record is from the annotation of a GenBank genome assembly. NCBI's taxonomy places the organism in Eukaryota, Fungi, Glomeromycota, Glomeromycetes, Diversisporales, Gigasporaceae.
AUGAGUGAGGAUAUAAGAAACAUCUUAUUAAUUGGUCGUACAGGUCAAGGUAAAUCGUCCUUAGCCAAUACGUUAGUAAAUGAUGAGAAAAAUUUUAAAGAAAAUGGUGAAUUCAAUAAAAUUUUUAAAGAAAGUGAUAAAAGUCUUAGUCAAACCAAAAAGAUUCAAGAAGAGUUAUUUAAUGUAGAAAGAAAUGUAAAUAGUAAAAUGGUGAACGUUAAAUAUCGAAUUAUUGAUACCGUUGGAAUUGGUGAUACAUCUUUGAGCCUAAGAACAGUAUUAGUUGAGAUAGCCAAAGGAUGUAAAAAAGUUAAGAAAGGAAUAAAUCAAAUUUUAUUUGUAUGUGGAGAAAGAUUGACACCAGAAGAAAUUGUAGCUUAUGAUAUAUUGAGAAAUAUUCUUUUUGAUAAAAAAAUUGAUAAAGAUAUUACUAAGUAUACUACGAUCGUUCGAACAAAAUUUUAUAAUUUUGGAAAUGAAGAAGAAUGUGAGAGUGAUAUCCAAUUAUUGCUUGAAGAUAGUAAUGAAGCGAUUGUUGAAGUUAUUGAAUCAUGUGAUAAGAGAGUUGUCCAUUUAGAUAUUCCACCAAUAAAUAUAAAGGGGGAAGGAAAGCAAAGUCAAAUUAAUGUUAAUAAAAAGGUACGUAAAGAAGCCAGAAAAAAGAUAUUGAAUCAUUUAGCAACUUGUCAAGAUGUUUACAGACCAGAGAGUCUGAAUAAGAUAAACAAAAGAAUUGAUGACUUAUUAAUAAAUGAAAAUGAAAAAUUGAAAAAACAACUCGAAACAUCACAUAAAAAGCUCGAAAAAUUGCAAGAACAAUUAAAUAAUGCAGUGAAAAGAGAAGAAAGGUUAUUGACAGAAGCAUCAGAAGAAGCGACAGGAUCGUUUCAAGAACAGAUAAAUAAAGCAUUGAGAAGAUUAUCAUUAAAAGAAAAAAGAGAGUCGGAUGAAUUAAAAAGGAAAAUGGAUGAACUAAGAAAGGGAAUGGACGAAAUAAGGAGGAAAAUAGAAAAUAAUGAGAGAUCUAUAGAAUCUGGUCUUUUUGAGGCCAUUGGUAAAGGUUUAGAUAAGUUGAUUGAAUUAUCAACAACAUUGGUAGGAAUAGCAGCAUUUGAUA